UCACCUGUAGCCCGGCGGUGUAAUAGACACCUCCGCCGACUUGUAACGCUGAAGUAUGAGGAGUGUGCGUGAUGUUUAACGUCGUUCACCCGGGUAGGAAAUACGUUCCCACGCACUCUCCGGUCACGGAUGACUCUCCAUUAACCGUGCAGCCUGUUAAUAUCAAUCUAUCCCCCGGUACACAGAGCGAGGCACCGAAGGCUACUUGGCCGCCGUCGGGCGCUAAAAUGCGGAUCUCUAAGGCCAACAAGGGCGCGGUGGUUGUGAGAGCCGUCCGGCGGCACCCUCAGUCGGCCAGUCUGGAGGCGGCUUGGAGUGAGGGAGGGCACUCUGGGGGGAAGCCACCGGAGAAUUCACCCACCCACGAGGGGAGAAACGGCGAGCCAGGAGCCCGCAAGAACGGGAUGGAGGGUCACGGUGUGGGGCCAGCUCGCAGCAGGAAAAAGGGGUUCAGAGCCCCCCAUGUGAGGACCAUCUUCUCCCCCGGAGAGAGGGACCCCAGGGUGAAAGAGGAGUCCGGAGAGGGACACACCUUCGAGCCCGGUGGCGAGGACACCUGGUGUGAUGUUUGUUGCAACUACAUCUUCCAGCAUGGUCUCACCUGUACAGGUUGUAAGUACGCGUGUCACGCUGCCUGUCGGGACCGAGUGUCUCUGGACUGUCACCCUGCAGCCUCAGCCGUCAGCCAGGACCAGCUCAACAACAACACGCCGCCACACGAUGUGGAGAAGGAGAGAGAAUUGCGGACGGAGUUCACCAGGGAGGAAAUCAGACAGAAGAUCGAGCAGUACAACAUGCUGACCAAAGACCACCUUAAAAUGACACUUAAUCCUACUGGUGUGUAUACUGGUUUCAUCAAGGUCCAGAUGGAUCUGAGGAGGCCGGUGACAGUGCGGGGGGGUCAGAGAGGAGCGCGGGGGGAGGAGGCCUUCUAUCUGCCCAAAGGAGCCACCAACACCCUCCACAUCAGCUCCAUUAACACAGUCAAACAGGUGAUCGUCGCCCUGCUGAGCAAGUUCACAGUCGCAGACAACCCGGCCAAAUACGCCUUGUACAAACGCUAUCGCAGGGAGGAGCAGGUAUAUGUGUGUAAGCUGGCGGAUGGCGAGCAGCCGUUGUUUCUUCGUCUGGUGGCAGGACCCGAAGGCGACACACUCAGCUUCGUGCUGAAAGAGCAACAGACUGGCGAAGUCAUGUGGGAUGCAUUCUCGAUCCCCGAGCUGCGGAACUUCCUGCGGAUCCUCGACAAGGAGGAGGAUGAGCAGAAGGAGGCGGUGAUUCGGCGUUACCAGGCCUACCGCCAGAGACUGCUGCAGGCGCAGAGGGAGCUCAGAGGGCCCCCUUAGAGGAUCAACCUCAUGAGACAGGACUACUGCCCCCUAGAGGAUGGAGGAGGUGGAUCUUUUUUUUUUUUCUUUCACCACCUCAGAAGAGAAAAAUAGUGUAAAUUUUGAUGGAUAGAGGGAUGUGAACUUAAAAUUAGAAGAGAGGAUCCAACGCCUGGACGAAGUGAUGAUACAGACAGACAGAGGGAUGAUAGAAAGAAGACAUGAUAGAAAAUGAACUGACAGACGGCAAUCAAAGGUUGAACGGACAAAGACCGGAUGCUGGAGUUUGAUCCAGCCUGGAUUAAAGAAUUCAAACUGCUGCCUGCUCCCACCAGAGAGUCACUUCACUGUGCCAUAUUCAUUCAUCCUCUCUCCCUCCAUCCCUCCCUUAUCCUUUUUUCUCUCACUCUGUCCGGCUGUCACAUAAUUUAUCUGAUUCCUCUACCUUUCCCGUCUUUAUCCGUUUUAAACUUGUGAAAGACUCAAGGCCAUAUGUUGAGUCAGAGUUUUAUUUAAUUUUGUUUGUUUUUAAAGGUCUGUACAUAUACAUAUUUUUAAUUUAUAUGGGUGAAGCUUUCUAUUUUUUUGUUAUCUUGAAACAACAAAAAAAGUCUUAUUUUAAGUUGUUUUUUUUGUACAGAGGCGGAGCACCAAUCUGGUUGUUGACACAGACACGGAGAAUAGUUAAUUCAGAUACAAGGUGAUACAUUUAAUAUUAAUACACAAGGUGAGCAUCAGCUGUGGCUCCACGACAGGAACACCAGAUCCCUCAGAGAAGACCCUGGACGGAAAGAAGUCUUCAUCACAUUUGCGUUUUGCUUUAAAUACCCUGAAAGUUAAGAAAUAUUUCCGACGUGAGAAAGGAACAAGGAGCCUGAACGCAGGUAUGGAGUCUCAAGUGUGCCAAAUUGUGUUUUUAAUUAUUACUUUUUUUUUUAAAUUGUUUUGCUUAAUUUAUUAUUGCUUUUAAUAGAACAUAAAGAUGGCAAAAUAAACAACAAAAUAGCAGAACAGACAAGGUCACCAGGGACAACACGACUUUUAAAAUUAAUUUAGCUAACCAUUAUGAAUAAAGAAUCUAGGAGGGUUAUUUGGCUUUUGGUUUUAAAGGAACUUUUCAUUAUAAUUCUUCAGGAUGCAUAUUUGCCAUCGUCCAAUACAUAUCUUCAAAGCAAAUAAGCACCAAAACGCGUCAAAUCUCUUGACUUCUUUAGCAAUCAUUGUCCUGCUUUUAUAGUCAUUUACGUAUACAAUACAACUAUACAAUACUAUAACUAAAAUAUAUAUAUAUAUAUAUAUAUACACUUCCAUUUGAUUUUUUAUACAUAAUUAUAUUGCUAUAUCUUAAAUACUCAAUUAAGAAUUGUUAUAUUUCAUUAUUAUUUUGUAUUAUUUUUGGCACAUUUCAGACUCCAUAGUAGUCGGCCUGAACGUGGAUGUAGACGGAGGUACAGAGAAAUAAAAAGAGGUCCGGUUUCAUGUGACUGAUGAUGAUAAUCAAAGAGAAAAGGUUUCUACAGAAAGACAAAUGAAAGCGUCAAAUAGAAGCUUGUGAGCAAUGGAGAAAUGGAGCUUUGGUUGUAGAGAUUGUUUGUUUGUUUUGGUGAGUGAAGACGAGUGAGGAUGAUGAAGAUGAACUGGUGGGAGUUUGGAUGGACCCCUGACCCCUGUAUGGUCAGAGGAGGGAGGAGUGACAUUGACUGGUUUCUGGAAGUUGACUGAGUAGUUUAGAGGAAGUAGAAGAGAAACAAUAGAUGGAUGGAGGAAGGAAGGAAGGAAAAAACACAGACAUGGGAAAGACUGCCAUAGAAGCAGUGUGACCCCAACCUUGUAGGUGAGUGACCGGAUUUUCCUCGAACAAGUCACCGAGAUAAACCGCUUGUUCGCUUUUUGCAUUAAUGAAAGCUCCUGUAAUCCACCGCUGAGAGGAGAAGAGGCCUGUCAGGGCUGAUAGCUGCAGAAAACAGAGGAGGAUAAACGGAAGGAAAACGGUGUCUCCCGUCUAUCUGUCUGCGGGCAUUCAGUUAAAAACGUCUGUGUUUUUGUGCUCUUAUUUCAAGUUAAAAAACAUACAGCCUUGACUUUGUUGUCAACCGGCUGUUUCAGCUUUUUCUCUGGUGGAUUAAAUGAGAAAAUAUUAAAGAGGGAAAGAAAGAAAGAAAGAAAGAAAGGAUGGUAGUAUUAAGGAUAUGAAUGAAAGAUAUGCGUCAGCAAGUGUAAAAGAAGGUAUAAAGGUUUAUGCGUUUUUGUGCAGUAAGGGUUCAUCAAAGUAACUAAAUAGCUGCCUUAAAUAUAUAUAUAUAUAUAUAUAUAUAUAUGCUAUGUUGUCUUACAUAUAUGCAAUGUAUCAUUUAUGGCUUAGAGACCAAAGAGGCUUUUUUUUCUCAAUGUAGUUUUGAAGAAACUUUUUUUUUUUUUAUUGCUUUUUGAAUCAGCAGUAACUCAGAUAUAUGAGGAAACUGACAAGCAGAGAUAAAUCACAGAGACUAUUAUUUGGACAAACUACAAAUCAGAUUAAAAUCUAUCAGUAGUCAUUAAAGAUGUAAAUAGCUUCAUUGUUUGAGCUGCAGGUACUGAAUGAAGUACAAUAGCACCAUCCAGUGGACAAAUACUGCUACUGUUCUCUCAUUUCUGUGUCAAACUGUCUUAUAGAUUUAUUUUUUUGUCAUAACCAAAGGUAUUUUGUGGUGUUGCCUGGAGCAAAAAUAUUAGAGCCUUCUUCCUACUGAAGGGAAAAACACAUAGUUUAGAGUUUUUAUUUAAAGGGUUUUAACCUUCGUUUAUGCUACUAUCAAACACUGGGUUAAUGCUAUGGAAGCAAAUAAAAUAAAUUAAAAAAAAAAGGUCAGAAUAAUUUGAAUCUUACAAGCAGCUGAAUGUCUAAUGUGGUUUUUAAUUCCCCUUCUUUGACAUUCCCAGCCAGUCAUUUCAAGUGAUACACUGUAAAAACUUAAUUUUAGGCUUUACAAAUUCAGAAAAAACACAAUAUUAAAGUUCAAAUUUAAUUCGUCAUUUUCCGGAUCUAAAAAUGAAAGUCAAGUCAUAAAAUCAAGUCUCUUAAAGGGGUCUGUAUCAGACACCGAAAUUGAAACU
Etheostoma spectabile (orangethroat darter) is the source of this 4421-nucleotide messenger RNA. RefSeq names its product Ras association domain family member 3 (gene rassf3). Gene Ontology annotation, cellular component: cytoplasm. Lineage: Eukaryota; Metazoa; Chordata; Actinopteri; Perciformes; Percidae. The record is from RefSeq and is a predicted model, not a curated record. The transcript is spliced from 7 exons. Gene Ontology annotation, biological process: signal transduction. The coding region runs from base 72 to 1346 and encodes 424 amino acids.